AUGCUGUACCACGAACUCGAGGAGAAUUUCUGGACGCCCACUGCCAUGCUGGCCUCCGACAUGGAGGCCAACGAGCUGGUCACCUACGGUGAGGGCCUCACGAACGAGCUGCUGCGGAUCCUUUCGCCACAGCGCGUGGAAGACACGGAGCAGUACGCGGCCGCCGUGCCUGGAGUCAUCGAUGACUCGGACGCCGAGCAUAUCGAGAAGGCCGUAGCCGAGAAGCCGCACGACGGCUUCGACAUCCAGGCUGUGGACCCAGAGCAUCCCCAGGGCACGGAGCCCUUCGAUGUGGAGGGAGACGACGGCGACGACAUCAAGAAGUCUGCGGACGAGCAGGUGGUGCAGUUCGCAGCGGAGCGGGCUGCGGAGCCGCCCAAACAGGAGGCGAUUAAGGCGUCGGAAGCGACCCAGGAGGACACUGUGCAGAUCGAGCAGGCUGUGCUAGAGAAGCUGCACGACGGCUUCAGAAGCCAGGCAGAGGUCAAUUCCGAGGUGGUCCAGGAGCAGUUCGACACCACUAGCUGGAAGUACCGCGCUGGAGAAAACUGGCUGUCCUUCGGCAAUCAGAGCGCGGAGAUAGAGAAAGCAUAUGUUCAGUUCGUUGCAGGAGAAGGCGACCGGCAUUACAACAUGAAGAUUGAUAGUUGCACGCCU
This is a messenger RNA of Prorocentrum cordatum, 657 nucleotides long. The record is from the annotation of a GenBank genome assembly. NCBI's taxonomy places the organism in Eukaryota, Dinophyceae, Prorocentrales, Prorocentraceae.